UCCCCGGGUGGAUCCCAGCCAGGGCUCCCUAGCCCCGCAGCUGGGAUCGAAGGGGCGGCGGGACGGAGUUCGUUCGCCGGGCUCUCUCUCCUCGCUGGUGGUGGGCGCGGGCAAGAAGCAACAACACCCCGGCGGCGUUGCUCCUGUUUCUCCCCCCGCCCUCCUCUUUUGGUUUUUGGCUGCCUCCCAUGAUCUUAGGCGGGGCGAUGGCGAAGAUCAGGGUGGCUUACGAGUACACCGAAGCCGAAGACAAAAGCAUCCGGCUGGGCUUGUUCCUGAUCGUCUCCGGCGUCGUGUCGCUCUUCAUCCUGGGCUUCUGCUGGCUCAACCCGGCCCUGCAGGACUUGCAAGGCAAAGCGGCCAACUGCACGGUGGUGUCGGUGCAGCAGAUCGGCGAGCUCUUCGAGUGCACCUUCACGUGCGGCGCCGAUUGCAAGGGCACCUCCCUGUACCCCUGCCUCCAGAUCUACGUCAACAACUCCGAGUCCGACGCCCGGGCGCUGCUACACCAGGAUGAGCACGAGCUCCUCGCCAACCCCAAGUGUUCAUAUAUCCCUCCCUGCAAAAGAGAAAACCAGAAGAACUCUGAAAGUGUAAAGCUCUGGCAGGUUUACUGGGAAGAUGAAGUUGGCUCUCAGCCUUUCACGUGCUACUUUAAUCAACACCUCAGACCAGACGACGUACUCUUACGACGCACGCACGAUGAGUCGGUUCUUUUGCACUGCUUCCUUUGGCCGGUGGUUACCUUCCUGGUAGGGGCCCUCAUUGUGGUCCUCACCAUAUGCGCAAAGAGUUUAGCUGUCAGAGCAGAAGCAAUCAAGAAGAGGAAGCAUUCCUAAGUGGAGGAAUUUCCUUGAAGGAAAGCUGAGGAAUUGUAUAAGGAGGACAGUCAGAAGUGCCAAGUGCAAUCGAAAGGCACUCCUAUGGUGCUUCCUAGCAAUGCCCGUUCCCAGUGUAUUGCCAGCUGUUGGUUUUGCUGAUGCCUGAAGAUUAAUCUUAGGUGACCACGCUGUGAAUUGUUAACUUGCUGCUUCUGCCACUGUGAAAGCAAAAUCUGUCUAUUCCAAAAUAAUAAUAAUGAUAAUGAUCCUAAGCUGCACCAAACUGGCUGUACUGCAUUUUAUGAAAUCUGAAUGAUGGCUCUUCGCUCCAGGCCUUUGGAUGGACUGAAGGACAGUUCCCCUCCCCCGAAACCCCCCAAAGUGUGGUUGACUUCAUCUUAGCAAAAUGGUCUUUCUUACCAUUAUUAUUUAGUAUAUUGAAUAUUUGUUAUUUCUU
This is a messenger RNA of Rhineura floridana, 1278 nucleotides long. It is a transcript of the gene KCNMB4, whose product is annotated as potassium calcium-activated channel subfamily M regulatory beta subunit 4. NCBI's taxonomy places the organism in Eukaryota, Metazoa, Chordata, Lepidosauria, Squamata, Rhineuridae. The record is from RefSeq and is a predicted model, not a curated record. Gene Ontology annotation, molecular function: potassium channel regulator activity; calcium-activated potassium channel activity. Gene Ontology annotation, cellular component: voltage-gated potassium channel complex; membrane. Gene Ontology annotation, biological process: potassium ion transport; detection of calcium ion. Bases 189 to 839 code for a protein of 216 amino acids. The transcript has 3 exons.